Molecule: messenger RNA, 940 nt
Organism: Eremomyces bilateralis CBS 781.70
Lineage: Eukaryota; Fungi; Ascomycota; Dothideomycetes; Eremomycetales; Eremomycetaceae
Product: UPF0047-domain-containing protein
Exons: 2
Coding region: 74-715 (213 amino acids)
Source: RefSeq, a predicted model, not a curated record
ACUCUACGUCUAAGGUAUCAGUACAGUCCCUAAUUGUUUACGGAUCUCAAGUUUCUACUGGUAUGUAAAGUCUAUGCCGUUUCGAGCUACUCCUGUCAAUACCUCCCUCUUCGUCGGCGUCCUCAUUCUCGCAUUCUUCCCCAACCUAUUCAUCGCCCUUCUCCGCCUACCCCUCCUUCCCUUCUCUCCCUCCUUCUCGACCAGACCCUCUGAACCACACCCUCCAGAUACGACCGGUCCUCAAGAUUCUUGCGCGGCCACCUGUCCAUCCACCUCGACCAUGUCCUGGUCCCAGAAAACCUUCACGCUCCCUCCCAAAUCGCGGGGCUCCUACCUGGUCACCGACCAUGUCACCUCGAGUGUCCCGGAGAUAAAAAACUACAAAGUCGGGAUCCUACACCUGUUCAUCCAGCACACCAGCUGCGCAUUGAGCUUGAACGAGAACUGGGACGAGGAUGUGCGGGCAGAUAUGAGCGAUGCAUUGGAUCGGAUCGCGCCCGACGAUCGGAAAGGGAACCUAUAUAGACACUCGGCGGAAGGGUUAGAUGACAUGCCGGCACAUAUCAAGUCCGCUUUGAUCGGAUCGAGUGUUUCAAUACCGAUUACGGACGGUAAGCUGAACACAGGGACAUGGCAGGGGAUAUGGUAUCUCGAGUUCAGGACGUCGAGGCAUUCUCGGAAAGUUGUAGCGACCAUCCAGGGCGAAAAGAAAUAGGCCUGGAGGGUGCCGGCUCUGAACAACUGUCUAUCGUGGGUGAUUGUGUAUAACUUCUAUAUUCUACUAUAGAACACAUAACAAUCAGACAGGACUUAGACGACUUCCGCUGUCGUCGUGGCCCUGUCGUGGGGCCGGCAGGAAUGGAAGAUUUUUAGUACCUGUCACACAGGCUUUCGUGCUUGCUUGGAUGUUCAUUAGAUCCUGACUGAACUAGCUCCAUCA